AUGCCAGCUCUCAAAGCUACCACAGCGCCAAUCUACUUUGGCUCCUUCAUUGUCACACCACAGGUCUUCUACACAACGUCCCUAACCUUCGCCCUGGUAAACCUGAAACCAAUCCUCCCAGGCCACGUCCUAGUCUCACCACGCCGCGUCGUCCCCCGCGUCACAGAUCUCACCCCAGACGAAACAAGCGACCUCUUCCUAACAGUCCGACGCGUGGGUCGGAUGGUCGAGCGCGUAUACGGUGCCACAAGCUUGAACAUCGCCAUUCAGGACGGCGCAGACGCCGGCCAGAGCGUGCCGCAUGUCCAUGCGCAUAUAAUCCCGCGCAAGUCGGCGGAUUUAGAUCAUGCCGGUGGCAUGGAUGCGAUUUAUGACUUGCUAGAUGGGCAGGAGGGGGAUUUGGGGAACGCGUUUAAGAAUGCUGCUCCUACGGAAGAGGGUGACCAGUCUGCGAAUUCGGGGAGGAGAUCUAGGCUCCCGGUUGUGGAUAAUGAGUCGCGCAAGCCUCGCAGUGAAGAUGAAAUGAAGGCUGAGGCUGAUAUUUUGGCGAGGGAAAUGGAGAAUGAGCCUCUUGAUUAA
Messenger RNA from Penicillium roqueforti, 579 nucleotides. Its product is annotated as HIT family protein. The record is from RefSeq and is a predicted model, not a curated record. NCBI's taxonomy places the organism in Eukaryota, Fungi, Ascomycota, Eurotiomycetes, Eurotiales, Aspergillaceae. The transcript is spliced from 2 exons. Bases 1 to 579 code for a protein of 192 amino acids. Gene Ontology annotation, molecular function: catalytic activity.